CUCCAGAGGACUGGAUAAUAUAAAGCUCCCAAUCUCUCUCUCCCAGUGGGCGAAUAUGGCGGCCAAACUACUAGUAAGCCCUCCUGGCCUCUCAUCUUUGCGCUCCAAACCCAAUAAGACCACCGAAUUGGCACCUCUAUGGCCAUGGCGAUGCCACCCGACACCAACAACAACAAAACCCAACUCCAGGCUCGUUGCUCGAGCCCUCUCCUCUCUCCUCGACCCUCUUGCUUCUUCUUGUUCUUCUUCUUCAUCUCUGUUCUUGCUCGCCGAAAGCACCGCCGGCUACUCUCUGGCCAGCUACUACACUUCUCUCGGCCUCUUUGUCAUCUCCGUUCCCGGCCUCUGGUCUCUCAUCAAGCGCUCUGUCAAAUCCAAGGUUGUUCAGAAGACGUAUAUUGGGGCAGGAGAAGGGAAGAAGAUGCCUAGUCAGGUGGCGGGAGAGAUUCUUUCUUUCUUCACUCGCAACAAUUUUGUGGUUUUGGAUAGAGGAGAGACCAUAACUUUCGAGGGCAUGAUGAUUCCAAACCGAGGCCAAGCAGCAUUGCUCACUUUCUGCACCUGCAUAAGCCUAGCAAGUGUUGCCCUUGUUCUUACUAUAACCUUUCCAGAAAUAGGCAAUAACUGGUUCUGGCUCACCAUCUUAAGCCCACUGGCAGGACUAUAUUACUGGCGAAGAGCAUCAAGGAAAGAGCAGAUCAAGGUUAAAAUGAUAAUGGCUGAAGAUGGAACCCUUUCAGAAAUCAUUGUUCAGGGGGAUGACCAGCAAGUAGAACAGAUGAGGAAAGAACUGGAGUUGAGUGAGAAAGGCAUGGUGUAUGUGAAGGGCAUAUUUGAGAAGUAGACCACUCAUUGUAACCAACCUCUCAGGUUCAACUGUUUUUGGGGGAUGGGUUGGCAUAAGAGUUUGUAUUUUUGGUUCAUGGUUGUUACUAUUGGUAGAAGAGAUUCUCCUUUAAUUAUUCUCAGAAAGGAUUUUGAUUUAUAUUCUUUAUAAUAAUCAUCUAAUUCUGUACAACUUUGGGGAACUUUUGCUUUGUAAUUUUUGUACUUUCCCUUGGCAACAUCUCUCUUCGUAUAUGAGCACAUCAUGUGUAUCAACUCCCAAAG
Molecule: messenger RNA, 1110 nt
Organism: Diospyros lotus (date-plum)
Lineage: Eukaryota; Viridiplantae; Streptophyta; Magnoliopsida; Ericales; Ebenaceae
Product: protein COFACTOR ASSEMBLY OF COMPLEX C SUBUNIT B CCB1, chloroplastic-like
Exons: 4
Coding region: 56-844 (262 amino acids)
Source: RefSeq, a predicted model, not a curated record